AUGGAGAGGAAGGUUGGGAUGAUUUCAAGGGCCCGACAAGGCGGUACGGUGAGAUUCAAACCCCUACUGAAUGGGAGCGAGCAGGAGUUUGUAGCCAGCAGGAGAAACACUGUUCUACAAACUCUGAAGAAGCUUCAGAUUCAAUGCAGUCGGGAUGAGGUGCCAAACAUUGCAUUACUGGGUUCUGGAGGAGGACAAAGAGCCAUGGUGGGUUUGCUGGGAUCCCUGGUUCAGCUUGAUAAAGCAGGUCUUCUGGACUGCAUCCUUUAUCUGAGCGGAGUCUCUGGAUCCACCUGGUGCAUGGCCUCCUUAUACAAAGAACCAGACUGGUCCACCAAACUAGAGACCGUGAAAGACAAAAUCAUCGAGAGAAUCAGCGGACCAGGAGUCAGCUGGGGAGACAAACUGGCCAAACUAAAGAAAUAUUACAAUGGGAAAGACUUCUUCAGCUUGACUGACAUCUGGGCAGUGAUGAUCGUCACAUCAUUUGUGAAAGAGAUCGAUGAACACACACUCACAGAGCAGCGGAACAAGAACAAUAAAGACCCAUUUCCCAUCUACACAGUGGUCGACAAGCAAAGCAAAGAGAGCAACGAUGGAGACCAGUGGUUUGAAAUCAAUCCAUAUGAAGCAGGUUAUUCCCUCACUGGAGCGUUUGUGGACACCUCCAGCUUUAGCAGCCAGUUUCACAAGGGCUCAAAGAAAAAACAUCAGGGUGAAUUUGACAUGCUGUACCUGCAAGCUCUUUGCGGCAGCGCUUUAGGAGAUGAACAGCAGAUUAAGGAAGAAAUCUUGGAAAAGAUACAAGAAUUCUUUGAAAAAAAAGACACAAUACUUGAGGCCAUGAGGAAAGAACAGCCUCAGAAGGAACAUGAAGAGGUUAAAAAAGAGAUGGAAUCAGUCUCCGUCCAUGGUGGGUUUGCUUCAGAUGAUGUUCCAAUCUCCCCACCCGUAGAUGGAUGUUACCAGGUGCUCAUGGAUCUUGUGGACAUGAAUCUCACUGUUUUGAAAGGCGAAGAUACUUCUCAUCUUGAUGAGUCCAUCAGAAGAAAUUUGAACGACCUCUCUGGAGGCACAAAUCACAGUAUUGGUUCAACUGAAAAACUGGAAACUGCUGAUAUAAUGAAUUUAACCAUGGAUGUGUGCAACAAUUUGAGGGGUCGGAUCAAAUUUUGGCUAUUUGAUGCUUGGAUUGGUAUGUUUGAAUGCGUGACUCAGUGGAUCUGGGGCAGGAAAUAUAACUUCCUCCACAACAUGACAGAUGGAGCAGUGCCUCCUGCUCUUCUGGAAAGUGAGACGAGAGACUAUAUAGACGCCGGACUGUCGAACAACUCACCCUACUUCUCAGUGCUGAGAAAAGAAAGAGACAUUGACCUCAUCAUUUCCCUGGAUUUCAGUGCCGGCGAUCCUUUCAUGACAGUGAAGGAUGCUGCUGAUACAUGCAAGAAACUAAACAUCCCUUUCCCUGAAGUCAACAUUCCCAGUGAAGACAAGGACAAACCGAAGGACUUCUAUGUGUUCAGAGGCAAAAAUGCUCCAACUGUGAUUCACAUCCCUCUGUUUAAUGUGGUCAACUGUGGAGAUAAAAUUCAGACCUGGCAGGAUAAGUAUCGCACCUUUAACAGUUCUUACAGCGCUGAGAUGAUCACUGAUCUUAUGGAAGUCGCUGGAAAAAACAUCUCAAACAACAAAAAGAAACUGCUGGAGGAGAUUCGGGUGGCCGUUGGAAAAAAGGAUCCAGGCGCUUUAUAAUUAACCUCAAUGACAAAUGAGAAUCUGAAUAUAGAAUAAACUGAUCUGAAUAUCAGUCAUUUCACAGUAAACAGUGUUUAAUUUUUUGUCUUAAUAAUUGUUUAAUCAUUUGAUAGCAAAAGGCACAAAUGCUUAUUAUGGUCCUGAAAGCUGAUUGAUCAAUUGUGCUAAAACACACAGCUGCCUUAUAUAUUUUUACUUUAGUAUUUUGGACACAGAUUAUUUGAAAUGGAUGGUCGUUUUAAUUUCAAAAGGGUUAUGGUCAGUGUUGGGAAAGUUACGUUUAAAAGUAAUGCAUUAGAAUAUUGCGUUACACCACAUAAUAGUAACUAAUUGUGUUACUUUUUAUAGAAAGCAAUGCAUUAUGUUACUUUUGCAUUACUUUUUGUCACCUGAGCUGGGCUUGCGUAUUUAAAAAAAAAAAAAAAAAUUGGCAACUGUAAAGGCCCUUUCACCCCAAAAGUGAAAUGAAUAAGACUCAAGCUGAAGAAAAUGCCUCUGCCUCUGCACUUGCUCCCGAUUUUUCUCAAAAUGGGGACAGAAGAGGUGUCAGUGAAUAAAUAGGAAAACAAAGUAACUUUCAUUACUUAUUUUAAAAAGUAACUUGAUAUUUUCUUGUAAAUUUAAAACGAAUGCGUUACUUUACUAGUUACUUAGAAAAAAAUAAUCUGAUUAUGCAACUCGCGUUAUUUGUAAUGUGUAACAGCAGAGUGACGGUCUCUCUCUCUCUCUAUUCAGUUUAUUUGUACAUAAAUCUCAUUCUUGUUUUUAUUUUGUAUGACAAAUAUGGAUUCAAAUGACAAGUCACUGCUGAACUGAAUGUUUUUAGUUUUAUUGAUGUUAUUCUUGUUAAUAAUGUUCUACGGCUCUAGUAUAUUCAACAAAUAGUCAUAAAAUCACUGUGCAUUCAUAAAUUAAUUGUAAUAAAAAAAUUUUUAAAACUUGACAAAGUAAUUUAGUGUUCAGUUCACUCAUGAGACAUGUCACCAAACUCCAUAAAAUGUUAUUUAAUAAUAUCAUACAUAAUUGCAGCUUUUUUUAUUAGUCAGAAUUGUGGGAUAUAAAUUUGAGAGAAAAAAGUAUAAUUGUGACGUUUUUUUAUUUUUUAUUCAGUGGCAAAAAUAAGCUUCCAUAAUAGACUGAGCUAUGAACAUUGCCAGAGAUUUGAUAAUAAUAACAAUAAUUAAACAUUCAAUUCUCUGAACAUUAAAAAAGCUUCCUCUUCUGCAUUUCAUUUUAUAAAGCAUGUAUUGUACUAUUGUUGGCCCUUGCAGACUUAUUCCUCAUUUGUAAUUUGCUUUUGAUAAAAGUGCUAAAUGUUUUUGUUUUACUAUAUAAACAUGGAUGCCACUGAUGACGGCGCCUCUCUAGAAAAAUCAGCACGACUAGCUCAAGCUGUUUUUGUUAACUAGAAGAUCUGGACAGAACACUCAAAACCCUAUGACGCUUGGAGCUGGAUUGAUUUAUUUUCUUUGGGUUUGAAGGUUCUUUUUUUUUUUUUGGUCAUUUAUUUUAUCAGCUUGGUUUGGGAGCUGAAUUCUUAACAUAUGUCAGCUAGUUACCAUACCUGCCAUUAACGUAUUUCUGAUAAUUUAAAAUAAAACCUGUAUGAAAAGAUAAAUUAUGCUGUAAAAUUUCCCAUCAGAACAUAAUGAGGUAACACUUUAUUUUGAUGGUCCCUUUUGAACAUUUUGUUGACACUAAGUAAUGUUGCAUCUACAUGUCAACAAACUCUCAUGAGAGUAUUAGUAGACUGUCUGCUUCAUAUCUACUAACUCCUUAUUGUGUUGGUCUCCCAACAGAUAUUCUACUGACUAUAAGUAACUUUGCAAGAAUGUGUCAACUUAAUCUAACCCUAACCCUACCAGUCAACUAAUACACUACUAACACUCUAAUGAGAGUCAGUACAAAUGUAGGUGCAACAUUACUUAUAGUCAAUAGAAUGUGUUAAAGGGACCAUCAAAAUAAAGUGAAACCCAUAAUGAUACAUUGAAAUGAAUGAUUCUCAGCAGAGCCAAAUCUAAGUAAAUCAGUAUGCAUAUAAAAUAUCAAUAUGAAUGUACCAGCAAGUAAAAUAUUAUAUAGAAAAUAUUUAAUCUCAGAAGAUGAUUAUAUGAUAGGCCUUAAGUUAUGUGGAUAUGUGAAUAAGUAUACAGGUGUUUCUUAUUAUUGGCACAUUUAGCCCUAUGGACCUAUUCCUUAUUUUCAUUUCUUACACUGCCACUGUUUUAUUAUUAUUAUUAUUAUUAUUAUUAUUAUUAUUUGUUUAAACAUAUGUAAACAUUUAUCAGAUUUCCUGAAAAUCGCGAAGGUUUCCAUAUUACAGUAACUCAUGUAUUGUUUUGACAGCAUUCUGUGGUGAAAUGCAUCCAUUUCUCAAAAUUACAGCUUGAUUGAAAAUACCCAAU
Onychostoma macrolepis is the source of this 4160-nucleotide messenger RNA. Its product is annotated as cytosolic phospholipase A2 gamma-like. The transcript has 14 exons. The coding region runs from base 1 to 1752 and encodes 583 amino acids. Gene Ontology annotation, molecular function: calcium-dependent phospholipid binding; calcium ion binding. NCBI's taxonomy places the organism in Eukaryota, Metazoa, Chordata, Actinopteri, Cypriniformes, Cyprinidae. Gene Ontology annotation, biological process: glycerophospholipid catabolic process. The record is from RefSeq and is a predicted model, not a curated record. Gene Ontology annotation, cellular component: cytosol; nucleoplasm; nuclear envelope.